GAUGAAUAAACCAACGAAGUCUAUUGACUAUCUUUCAUGGUAUCAGAGCACAGCUCUUCUUAAAUUUUUCUUUUCACUUUUUCGUCAUCUAUCAAGUGUCUCUUCUACAAUCUCUCGCUAUGGCGAACGUUGAGAGAGCCUUUGGAGUGACGAACAUCAAACACCACAUCCCUUUGGUGUUGGAUCUCGAUGUCUUUAAUUAUGAUGCUUGGAGGGAACUUUUCCUCACUCAUUGCCUCGCGUUUGAUGUCCUUGGACAUGUCGAUGGAACGUCAACACCCACCGGAGACGACGACGCUACAUGGAGGAAACGUGAUGGUCUUGUUAAGUUAUGGAUCUACGGCACUCUUGCGCAACCAUUAUUCAAAUCAUCUUUCAAGACCGGUGGAACAGCCAGAGAUAUAUGGUUACGCAUCGAGAACCAGUUCCGUAACAACAAGGAAUCCCGCUUUCACUGCUUUCCCUAGAAUCACUAUUCACAGAGAUAUCAAGGCUACGCAUGUUUUCUUGGGUAAAAACGGGACUGCUAAGCUCACUGAGUUCUCGAUUGCUGUAACACUCCCUGAGGGUAAAUCAUGGAUUGAAGAGAUGGUGGUGGGAACUUAUGGAUGCGCAGAUACUAUUUAUAAGUCGACGGGCAUACUGACAGAAUAUUCAGAUGUGUAUAGUUUUGGAAUCCUUAUGUUGGUUCUUCUGAUGGGAAGACCACCAGUUUUGUAUGGACCAGAUAGGCGGUUGGAUCAUGGUUCUGAUAUUCUUGAUUAUGUGAAGGAUCUGCAGGAGAGAGGAGAACCUGUUGAGUUCGGAGGCGAUUCCAAUGACAUGAGGCCUGGUCAGAUGAACAUGUUUCUCGACCUGGCGCUGAGAUGCUUCGAGGAUUGGAAUGAAGACAGGCCGAAGAUGAUCUUGGUUGCAAAACAGAUUAAGCUUAUAGAACAAGCAUCACCCGGUUCAGAGAUGCCUGAAAAUGGGUCUGAAAAUGCUCAGAUUUAAGAUUAUGCCCAUACCUUGUAUGUUUGUGUAUUGUUGUAUUGGUGGAUUGCUUUUAGUAUAUGAUUUUCAAAUAAGACUUCAUUUGCUGAGGUUCUGAAAACAAACAGAAUAAAUUGUCUCAAGGAAACCUGAAAAUGAAUCUUAGUUGUAACGCUUAAGUACUCUGUUUCUACCUUCUGGUAUCCUUUGUGU
Raphanus sativus (radish) is the source of this 1185-nucleotide messenger RNA. RefSeq names its product serine/threonine-protein kinase ZRK1-like. Gene Ontology annotation, biological process: protein phosphorylation. Gene Ontology annotation, molecular function: protein kinase activity; ATP binding. Lineage: Eukaryota; Viridiplantae; Streptophyta; Magnoliopsida; Brassicales; Brassicaceae. The transcript has a single exon. The coding region runs from base 190 to 993 and encodes 267 amino acids. The record is from RefSeq and is a predicted model, not a curated record.